Peronospora farinosa is the source of this 1134-nucleotide messenger RNA. The record is from the annotation of a GenBank genome assembly. Lineage: Eukaryota; Oomycota; Peronosporomycetes; Peronosporales; Peronosporaceae.
AUGACACGCGUGAGUCUCGAUGAUAAUGCUACGACGCCUGUGGAGCCCGCCGUAAUGCAGGCAUUACUGCCAUAUUUUGGUCCACAAUUUGGCAAUGCGUCUUCAACUUAUGCACUUGGACAAAACGCUAAGAAAGCGGUGGAGAUGGCACGUACCCAAGUGGCAUCAAUGUUGGGCGCCUCUGACUCGAAUGAAAUUGUCUUUCUUUCAGGUGGUACCGAGUCAAUUAAUUAUGCAAUCAAAGGGUCAGCACUUGCAGCAAAACGUACGAGUGGACGUAACCACAUUGUCACGUCUAGCGUCGAGCAUGUGGCGGUGCUGGAGACGUGUAAAUGGUUGGAGACACAGGGAUUCCAAGUCACAUACCUGCCUGUAAAUAACUUUGGCUCAAUUUCUCGAGCAGUGCGACAAUUCGUCGUGGACGAGGAGAAUCGGCUACCUAUUGUCGUGCAUACAGACGCCAGUCAAGCGAUUGGUAAAGUGCGUGUGAAUGUCGUGGAGCUUGACGUGGAUUUGGUGACAAUGGCGGGCCACAAAUUCUAUGCGCCAAAGGGUGUCGGCGCUCUCUACGUCCGUAAAAGCAUGGUACUGGACACGAUAAUUCACGGAGCGUCGCAGGAGAACGGACGUCGUGGUGGUACAGAGAAUGUGGGACUAGUGGCGGCACUGGGCCAGGCUUGUGCGCUUGUAGAGAAGAACUUGCACGAGUACGCUGUCAUCAUGCAAGAGAGCAGGGCGUUCCUCCUCAAGCAGAGCCAGAAGCACUGCAGUCUUACGAAUGUUAGCUACCAGGUAAACGGCCACCCAGAACUUUCUCUGCCUAACACGCUCAGCAUUAGCUUUGAAAACAUUGACGCAUCGCGUCUCCUCGACUUGAUAGAGGCCGACGGCGUCUAUGCAAGUGCAGGAUCAGCGUGUCAUAGCCACAAGCAAGACAGGACUACCGAACAGGAAAAGAACCUAGACCGCGACGGGAAACACAUUACUACCAUUUCGCACGUGCUAGCUGCCAUGCACGUGGCUCCUGAGUUUGCCAAAGGCACACUGCGCUUGUCUGUGGGUCGCUCUACCACGCAGGAAGAGGUACUACACGCUGCUAACGCGAUUCACAAGGCCAUCCAGCAACUGCUGUAG